Molecule: messenger RNA, 1723 nt
Organism: Vicia villosa (hairy vetch)
Lineage: Eukaryota; Viridiplantae; Streptophyta; Magnoliopsida; Fabales; Fabaceae
Product: purple acid phosphatase 22-like
Exons: 4
Coding region: 155-1561 (468 amino acids)
Molecular function (GO): metal ion binding; acid phosphatase activity
Source: RefSeq, a predicted model, not a curated record
UGCUAACGUGUCUAACAAAAUGCCUAAAAUCAGCAAAAGCCAAAAGAGAUCUAAAAAGCAAUAACACAACGUGUGGUUGGUUGUUGCUUUAAGAUAGUAAUACAUUUUCACAUAAAUCAUCAUCAAACUUCUAAGCCAUUUCAACCCAAAACAAAUGCAUUAUUCCAUCUCAUAUUCUCUUCCUCCAUCCUCCAUUUCAACAUCUCCAAUCUCAAAAUCCCAUACAAACAACUUCAUGGCAAAAUGCACCUCUUUGAUCACUGUCCCAAUCCUCUUCCUCUUCCUUGUCUUCCCACAACCAUUACUGUCUCAAGAAAACACUUUUGUUCGACAACCAGCUAGUCAACUCAUCAUCACACCCCAUCAACGCUCAAACUCAGAACCCCAACAGGUUCAUAUCUCGUUGGUGGGGAAAGACAAGAUGAAAGUAUCAUGGAUAACAGAAGACAAGGGAGCAAAAACUAUAGUGGAGUAUGGGAAAAAACCAGGGGUGUAUGAUAAAAAAACAUUUGGAGAAAAAACCUCGUACCAGUAUUUUUUCUACAAAUCUGGUAAAAUUCAUAACGCUGUGAUUGGGCCAUUGGAUGCAAACACGACUUACUUUUACAGGUGUGGAGGUUUGGGUCCGGAGUUUUCUUUCAAGACACCACCGUCCAAGUUUCCUAUUGAGUUUGUCAUUGUUGGAGACUUGGGACAAACUGAAUGGACAGCUUCAACCCUAAAACAUGUGGACAAAACUGACUACGAUGUCUUCUUGUUACCAGGAGACCUAUCCUAUGCAGAUUCACAACAACCAUUAUGGGAUUCUUUUGGUCGUUUAGUAGAACCAUAUGCUAGCAAAAGACCAUGGAUGGUAACCGAAGGAAACCACGAAAUCGAAAUCUUUCCAUUUAUAUACCCAAAAGGCUUUGAAGCUUACAACACACGUUGGCCAAUGCCAUUUCAAGAAAGUGGCUCAAACUCAAAUCUCUACUACUCUUUUGAAGUUGUUGGGGUUCAUAUCGUCAUGUUAGGUUCAUAUGCUGAUUUUAGUGUUGAAUCGGAACAAUAUGAAUGGCUUAAAUUAGACCUUGCUAAGAUCGAUAGAGCGAAAACACCUUGGGUUAUUACAUUGGUGCAUGCUCCUUGGUAUAAUACUAAUGAGGCUCAUCAAGGUGAAGGUGAAUCAAUGAGGGAAGCUAUGGAGGAGUUGCUUUAUAAUGCUCGUGUUGAUUUGGUUUUUGCAGGACAUGUUCAUGCAUACGAACGCUUCACUAGAAUUUAUGAUGACAAGGCUGAUUCGUGCGGUCCAAUGUACGUGACAAUUGGAGAUGGAGGAAACCGCGAGGGACUUGCAUUAAAGUUUAAGAGUCCUCCGAGUCCGCUUUCAUUGUUUAGAGAACCAAGCUUUGGUCAUGGAAGGUUACGAAUACUAAAUGAAACUCACGCAGAGUGGUCAUGGCAUCGCAACAACGAUAGGGAUGCAGUUGUAGCUGAUAGAAUCUGGAUAGAUAACUUAAGUAAGGUUAAAGGCUGCUCAGAUAUACCAAAUUCACAACAAGAUGUUAAUGAAGAACUGUAAAUUACAAUUUUGAACAAUAUUUGUUAAUACAUAAUUUGAAGUUUAAUUGGAUAAUAGUUAUUUUCUCUACUUCUUGGGUGAUAUAUUGAGUUAGGAGGAGAAGUGAAAAAUAUAAGCAUGAUCAUGUAAAUUUCAUUUCUUUGUAUUUUUAAAAAAUUCUAA